CCCCCCGGGCCCGGCUGUCCCCCCACAAGGGCAAGAGCAAGACCCUGGACUACAGCGACCUGCAGCCCGGGCCGGGGGCUCUGACUCCCGCGCCCCCCCCCACCCGAGACGGGCUUGAAGCGGGGCCGCGAGGGGGGUCGCGCCUCCACCCGCGACCGAAAGAUGCUCAAGUUCAUCAGCGGCAUCUUCACCAAGAGCCCCGCGGCGACCCCCACCCACCCCGCGCCCCCCUGGGCCCCUCCCUGCGCCGACCCCGCCAGGGCCGCCCCCCCCAAGGCCCUGGUGAACAGCCAGGAGUGGACCCUGGGCCGCUCCAUCCCCGAGAUCCGCCUGGGUGUCCUGGGCAGCAGCAAGAGUGGGAAGUCAGCACUCGUCCACCGGUUCCUCACCGGCUCCUACGUGUGCCUGGAGCCCACUGAGAGCGGGCAGUUCAAACGCGAGGUGACGGUCGAUGGGCAGAGCCACCUCCUGCUCAUCCGGGAGGAGGCUGGAGCCCCAGAUGCGCAGUUUGCCAACUGGGCGGACGCCGUGAUCCUGGUCUUCAGCCUGGAGAGCGAGAGCAGCUUCGAGGAGGUGUCGCGGCUGCAUGAGCUGCUCUGCGGCCUCCGCGGCACCGGCGACGUGGCCCUGGCGCUGGUGGGCACCCAGGACAAGAUCAGCUCGUCCAGCCCACGGGCGGUGGAGGACGCGCGGGCCCGGGCGCUCUGCGGGGACUCGCGGCGCUGCCUCUACUACGAGACCUGCGCCACGUACGGGCUCAACGUGGACCGGGUCUUCACAGAGGUGGCCCAGAAGGCCGUGGCACUGAAGAAGCAGCAGCAGCUCGUGGCCUCCUGCAAGUCCCUACCCAGCUCCCCGAGCCACUCGACCGCCUCCACCCCCGUGGGAGGGGUCCACCCCAACCAGGCCAGCAACGGUGGCCACACCAGCGACUACUCGUCCUCUCUGCCAUCCACGCCCAACGUGAGCCACCGGGAGCUGCGCAGUGAGACCCCCGCGCCCCUGGGCACCCCCAGCUCCCUCCACCGUGGGGCCAAGCGCAGAACCAGCCUCUUCGCAACUCGCCGUGGCAGCGACUCAGAGAAGCGCAGCCUGGACAGUCGUGGAGAGGCCACCGGCAGCGGCCGCGCCAUCCCCAUCAAACAGAGCUUCCUGCUCAAGCGCAGCGGCAACUCCCUGAACAAGGAGUGGAAGAAGAAAUACGUGACCCUGUCCAGCAACGGGCUCCUCUUCUACCACCCCAGCAUCAACGACUACAUCCACAGCACGCACGGCAAGGAGAUGGACCUGCUCCGCACCACGGUCAAGGUGCCCGGCAAGCGCCCGCCCAGGGCCAUCUCGGCCUGCGGGCCCUCGGCCAGCAUCAACGGGCUGGUGCGGGACCCCGAGCCGGGGGGGGGUGUCCCCUCCAUGGGACUGAGCCUCCCCCCCGAGCCGGGGCUGAAGGUGGUGGGCAAGGGUGAACGGUCGCUGCAGCGCUGCGCCUCGGCCUCCAGCGCCAAGCUCAUCUCCUCAGACCCCCCCUUUGAGGCCCUGUCCAGCCCCGGCAGCGCGGGCAGGGACCCCCCCCCGUCCCCGCUGGUGGACAGGAAGAAGCACCGGCGGAAGAAGCUGAUGACGCCGUCCAAGACCGAGGGCUCGGCGGGGCAGGCGGAAGCCAAGCGCAAAAUGUGGAAAUUAAAAAGCUUUGGUAGUUUAAGAAAUAUUUAUAAAACAGAGGAGGAGAACUUUGAGUUCCUGAUCGUGUCGAGCACGGGGCAGACGUGGCACUUUGAGGCUGGCAGCUUCGAGGAGCGCGACGCGUGGGUUCAGGCCAUCGAGAGCCAGAUCCUGGCCAGCCUGCAAUGCUGCGAGAGCAGCAAGAACAAGGCGCGCAUGGACUCCCAGAGCGAGGCCGUGGCCAUCCAGGCCAUCCGCAACGCCCGCGGGAACUCGCUCUGCGUGGACUGUGGGGCACCCAACCCCACGUGGGCCAGCCUGAACCUGGGCGCCCUGAUCUGCAUCGAGUGCUCGGGCAUCCACCGCAACCUGGGCACACAUGUGUCGCGUGUGCGCUCGCUGGACCUGGACGAUUGGCCCCGGGAGCUGACGCUGGUGCUCACGGCCAUCGGCAACGCCACGGCCAACAGCAUCUGGGAGCAGAACCCGCGCGGCCGCUGUAAACCCACCCAUGAGUCCUCCCGAGAGGAGCGGGAGUCGUGGAUCCGCGCCAAGUACGAGCAGCGGCUGUUCCUGGCACCGCUGCCCGCGGCCGAUGCCCCCCUGGCCGAGCGGCUGCUCGGGGCCGUGCAGGAGCGGGACCUGCCCGCGGUGCUGCUGUUCCUCGCCCACGGGCACAAGGAGCAGCUCAACGCGCCCUCGGGGGACUCCGAGCGCCGCACGGCCCUGCACGUGGCCUGCGACACCGCCCAGGUGGUCGUCACCCAACUGCUCGUCUGGUACGGGGCCGACGUGCGGGCGCGGGACGGGCACGGCCGCACCGCGCUGUUCUACGCCCGCCGCGCCGGCAGCCGCGAGUGCUCCGACAUCCUCCUGCAGCACGGCUGCCCCGGCGAGGGGCCCGGCAGCCCCCCGACCCCCGGCAGCCCCCCGACCCCCGGCCCUCUGAGCCCCGGCGGCCCCCCGACCCCCGGCCCCCGCCGCCGCAGCAGUUGCGCCAGCGUGGGGGGGCCCUGCGAGCCCCGCUCGGCGCUCGUAUAGCCCCGAGGGGCCCGGAGCCCCCCCAGCCCCCGCCGCGAGGCCCGGGGUCACCCCGGUGCCACCUCCCGACGGGGUCACCCCGGUGCCACCCCCCGACGGUGCCCCUGCGUUGCGGGUGCCCGCGGGCCCCGGGGCCGUCCCGGUGCCUCCCCCGGGGUCGCCUCCUGCCCACGGUUUGUAUUUUUGAUGCUCUAUUUAUUACCCCCGGCCCUCGGCGGGGUCUCCGCCGGUCCUGCCCCCCCUGCCCGUGCCAGGGACCCCCCCCGUGCUGCGGGGCGCGUGGUGGCACCGCCAGCCGGGUCCCCUCCCGGUGCCACAGCGGUCCCCGCCCCCGGGAGGUUGUGCCCCAGUGUGGGGUGGGCGUAGCUGGGAUGGGGACACUGCGGGUGGGAGUAACCCCUGCCCGUGUCACCCUUGCCCGUGUCACCCUUGCCCGUGUCACCCCUGCCCUUGUCACCUCACUUGUGCCACCCCCUGCCCGUGUCACGCCCUCCCUUCCCCAGAGCCCCCUGCCCACAUCACCCCGUCCUACCCCCCAUCUUCCCCCCCCCGCUGCGCUCCGUCCCCGUGCCCCCUCCCCAGCCAUACCACCCUCCCAAAGUC
This is a messenger RNA of Corapipo altera (White-ruffed manakin), 3303 nucleotides long. It is a transcript of the gene AGAP2, whose product is annotated as ArfGAP with GTPase domain, ankyrin repeat and PH domain 2. The record is from RefSeq and is a predicted model, not a curated record. Gene Ontology annotation, molecular function: GTP binding; GTPase activity; GTPase activator activity. Lineage: Eukaryota; Metazoa; Chordata; Aves; Passeriformes; Pipridae. Gene Ontology annotation, cellular component: nucleus. The coding region runs from base 163 to 2700 and encodes 845 amino acids. The transcript is spliced from 19 exons.